ACCCUCCCUCUACCACAGUCACCCAUUUUGUCCCCUCGCUCUUCACUGCUCCCAUUCCCAGAGGACUCUGCCGACAGAGAUGCUGUGGACCCCCCGGCCAGGGUCCGCUCUGAUUUCUCUUGGAUUUGGAUUUGGCUACAGUUUUAUAGAUCUUCUGCACUGUGUACAGGCACAGUUGCUGAUAUGUGUUCAAGAUGAGUGGGAUGGGAGAAAAUACCUCUGACCCAUCCAGGGCAGAGACAAGAAAGCGCAAGGAAUGUCCUGACCAGCUUGGACCCAGCCCCAAAAGGAACACUGAGAAACGUAAUCGUGAACAGGAAAAUAAAUACAUAGAAGAACUUGCAGAGCUGAUUUUUGCAAAUUUUAAUGAUAUAGACAACUUUAACUUCAAACCUGACAAAUGUGCAAUCUUAAAAGAAACUGUGAAGCAAAUUCGUCAGAUCAAAGAGCAAGAGAAAGCAGCAGCUGCCAACAUAGAUGAAGUGCAGAAGUCAGAUGUGUCAUCUACAGGGCAAGGCGUCAUCGACAAGGAUGCAUUGGGGCCUAUGAUGCUGGAGGCCCUGGAUGGGUUCUUCUUUGUAGUGAACCUGGAAGGCAACGUGGUGUUUGUUUCAGAGAAUGUGACACAGUAUCUAAGGUAUAACCAAGAAGAGCUGAUGAACAAAAGUGUAUAUAGCAUCCUGCAUGUUGGGGACCACACUGAAUUUGUCAAAAACCUGCUGCCAAAGUCUAUAGUGAAUGGGGGAUCUUGGUCUGGCGAACCUCCUAGGCGGAACAGCCAUACCUUCAACUGCCGGAUGCUGGUAAAACCUUUACCUGAUUCAGAAGAAGAAGGUCAUGAUAACCAGGAAGCACACCAGAAGUAUGAAACUAUGCAGUGCUUUGCUGUCUCUCAACCAAAGUCCAUCAAAGAAGAAGGAGAAGAUUUGCAGUCUUGCUUGAUUUGUGUGGCAAGAAGAGUCCCCAUGAAGGAAAGGCCCGUUCUUCCCUCAUCAGAAAGUUUUACUACUCGCCAGGAUCUUCAAGGCAAGAUCACUUCUCUGGACACUAGCACCAUGAGAGCAGCCAUGAAACCAGGCUGGGAAGAUCUGGUGAGAAGGUGCAUUCAGAAGUUCCAUGCACAGCAUGAAGGGGAAUCUGUGUCCUAUGCUAAGAGGCAUCAUCACGAAGUACUGAGACAAGGACUGGCGUUCAGUCAAAUCUAUCGUUUUUCCUUGUCUGAUGGCACUCUUGUUGCUGCACAAACGAAGAGCAAACUCAUCCGUUCUCAGACUACUAAUGAGCCUCAGCUUGUAAUAUCUUUACAUAUGCUUCACAGAGAACAGAAUGUAUGUGUAAUGAAUCCGGAUCUGACUGGACAAGCGAUGGGAAAGCCAUUGAAUCCAAUUAGCUCUAGCAGCCCUGCCCAUCAGGCCAUGUGCAGUGGGAACCCAGGUCAGGACAUGACCCUCAGUAGCAAUAUAAAUUUUCCCAUGAAUGGCCCAAAGGAACAAAUGGGCAUGCCCAUGGGCAGGUUUGGUGGUUCUGGGGGAAUGAACCAUGUGUCAGGAAUGCAAGCAACCACUCCUCAGGGUAGUAACUAUGCACUCAAAAUGAACAGUCCCUCUCAAAGCAGCCCUGGCAUGAAUCCAGGACAGCCCAACUCCAUGCUUUCACCAAGGCAUCGCAUGAGUCCUGGAGUGGCUGGCAGUCCUCGCAUCCCACCCAGUCAGUUCUCCCCUGCAGGAAGCUUGCAUUCCCCUGUGGGAGUUUGCAGCAGCACAGGAAAUAGCCAUAGUUAUACCAACAGUUCCCUCAAUGCACUUCAGGCCCUCAGCGAGGGGCAUGGGGUCUCAUUAGGGUCAUCGUUGGCUUCACCGGACCUAAAAAUGGGCAAUUUGCAAAACUCCCCAGUUAAUAUGAAUCCUCCCCCACUCAGCAAGAUGGGAAGCUUGGACUCCAAAGAUUGUUUUGGGCUUUAUGGGGAGCCAUCAGAAGGUACAACUGGACAAGCGGAGAGCAGCUGCCAUCCUGCAGAGCAAAAGGAGACAAAUGAUUCCAGCAUGCCCCCGACCACAAGCGGGGAGAGAGCCGAGGGACAGAAUAGGCUGCAUGACAGCAAAGGGCAGACCAAACUCCUGCAGCUGCUGACCACCAAGUCUGACCAGAUGGAGCCCUCACCCUUACCCAGCUCGUUGUCGGACACAAACAAGGACUCCACAGGGAGCUUGCCUGGAUCUGGGUCUACACAUGGGACCUCGCUCAAGGAAAAGCAUAAAAUUUUGCACAGACUCUUGCAGGACAGCAGUUCCCCUGUGGACUUGGCCAAGUUAACAGCAGAAGCCACAGGCAAAGAGCUGAGCCAGGAGUCCAGCAGCACAGCUCCUGGGUCAGAAGUGACUGUUAAACAAGAGCCAGUGAGCCCCAAGAAGAAAGAGAAUGCACUACUUCGAUAUUUGCUAGAUAAAGAUGAUACUAAAGAUAUUGGUUUACCGGAAAUAACCCCCAAACUUGAGCGACUGGAUAGUAAGACAGACCCUGCUGGUAAUACAAAACUAAUAGCUAUGAAAACUGAGAAGGAGGACAUGAGCUUUGAGCCCAGUGACCAGCCUGGCAGUGAGCUGGACAACUUGGAGGAGAUUUUGGAUGAUUUGCAGAAUAGUCAAUUACCACAGCUUUUCCCAGACACAAGGCCAGGCGCCCCUGCUGGAUCAGUUGACAAGCAAGCCAUCAUCAAUGACCUCAUGCAACUCACAGCUGAAAACAGCCCUGUUACACCUGUUGGAGCCCAGAAAACAGCAUUGCGAAUUUCACAGAGCACUUUUAAUAACCCACGACCAGGGCAACUGGGCAGGUUAUUGCCAAACCAGAAUUUACCACUUGACAUCACAUUGCAGAGCCCAACUGGUGCUGGACCUUUCCCACCAAUCAGAAACAAUAGUCCCUACUCAGUGAUACCUCAGCCAGGAAUGAUGGGUAACCAAGGGAUGAUAGGAAACCAAGGAAACUUAGGGAACAGUAGCACAGGAAUGAUCAGUAGUAAUACUUCCCGGCCCACCAUGCCAUCUGGGGAAUGGGCACCGCAGAGUGCUGCAGUAAGAGUCACCUGUGCUCCUACCACCAGUGCCAUGAACCGGCCAAUCCAAGGAGGUAUGAUUCGGAACCCAACAACCAGCAUCCCCAUGAGACCCAACAGCCAGCCUGGCCAAAGACAGAUGCUUCAGUCUCAGGUCAUGAAUAUAGGGCCAUCUGAACUAGAAAUGAACAUGGGGGGACCUCAGUACAGCCAACAACAGGCUCCUCCAAAUCAGACUGCCCCAUGGCCUGAAAGCAUCCUGCCAAUAGACCAGGCAUCUUUUGCCAACCAAAACAGGCAACCGUUUGGCAGCUCUCCCGAUGACUUGCUGUGUCCACAUCCUGCAGCUGAGUCUCCAAGUGAUGAGGGAGCUCUCCUGGACCAGCUCUAUCUGGCCUUACGGAACUUCGAUGGCCUUGAGGAGAUUGAUAGAGCUUUGGGAAUACCUGAACUGGUCAGCCAGAGCCAAGCAGUAGAUCCAGAACAGUUCUCGAGUCAGGAUUCCAACAUCAUGCUGGAACAAAAGGCCCCUGUUUUCCCACAGCAGUAUGCGUCUCAGGCACAAAUGGCACAGAGUAGCUAUACUCCCAUGCAAGAGCCAAACUUUCACACCAUGGGACAGCGGCCUAGUUAUGCUACACUCCGUAUGCAGCCCAGACCGGGCCUCAGGCCCACGGGCCUAGUACAGAACCAGCCAAAUCAACUGAGACUUCAGCUUCAGCACCGCCUCCAAGCACAGCAGAAUCGCCAGCCUCUUAUGAAUCAAAUCAGCAAUGUUUCAAAUGUGAACUUGACUCUGAGGCCUGGAGUACCACCUACACAGGCACCUAUUAAUGCACAGAUGCUGGCCCAGAGACAGAGGGAAAUCCUGAACCAGCAUCUUCGACAGAGACAAAUGCAUCAGCAGCAGCAAGUUCAGCAACGGACUUUGAUGAUGAGAGGACAAGGGUUGAAUAUGACACCAAGCAUGGUGGCUCCUAGUGGUAUGCCAGCAACCAUGAGCAAUCCCCGGAUUCCCCAGGCAAAUGCACAGCAGUUUCCAUUUCCUCCAAACUACGGAAUAAGUCAGCAACCUGAUCCAGGCUUUACUGGGGCUACAACUCCCCAGAGUCCUCUAAUGUCUCCCCGAAUGGCACAUACCCAGAGCCCUAUGAUGCAGCAGUCUCAGGCCAACCCAGCCUAUCAGGCCCCGGCAGACAUGAACGGAUGGGCGCAGGGGAACAUGGGCGGGAACAGCAUGUUUUCACAACAGUCCCCACCACACUUCGGACAGCAAGCAAACACCAGCAUGUACAAUAACAAUAUGAACAUCAACGUAUCCAUGGCAACCAACACGGGUGGCAUAAACAACAUGAACCAGAUGACAGGACAGAUCAGCAUGACCUCAGUGACCUCCGUGCCUACGUCGGGGCUGUCCUCCAUGGGUCCCGAGCAGAAGUACUGCUGACCUUGAAGGUAGCUGGUUGCUUCUUUCUUCAGCUGACCGGGCUCAUUUGCUCAAAAUACUUACCAGUCUGGAGAGCUGUGUCUCUUUGUUUUGACCCAACUGACCUGCCCGCCAGUUCUCCCAGAGCACGAUGAGCUGACGGCCUGGGCCCAGGCUCCCAGCGACACUCGGCUGCUGCAGGAGGAGCUGCCUCCUCUCGUCUCAGUCCGAAGCGCGAGUCCAGACAGUCACUCAGUCUGUUCACUGCAUUCACCUUAGUGCAACUUAGAUCUCUCCUGCAAAGUAAAUGUUGACAGGCAAAUUUCAUAACCGUUUCCAAUGAAUGUAUUUAAAUGUAUGUAUUUAAGGAGAACCAUGCUCUUGUUCUGUUCCUGUUCAGUUCCAGACACUGGUUUCUUGCUUUGUUUUCCCUGGCUAAUCAGUCUAGUACAAAAAAAUUAAGAUUUCAUCUGGGGGAAAGAAAAGAAUUCUAAAAACAAAUCAAACUGUUUUUAACCUAAAGCCUGCGUUUGGGACGGAAGCAGACCCCGUGGACAGUGCUAUAUGUGCAGACACACCCAAUAAAUGAAGACCUAUAAAGUCAUAGUUGUAUCUUUGCAGAAAGCGCUAAAGACCAUGUUGGAAAGGGAUUCCAGUUAUUGAACAGAUGAAAAGAAGCCUGUGAGAAGGCUGUUAAUAUUAACAAGUAUCUCUUCCAUUUUUUUCUCUCGAGAAGAAAUAUUUUUCAUUUCUCAAUUAAGUUUCCGUUAGAUUGAUCAUCUUGAAUUAGCAUCUCCCCUUCCCCUUCUGGUUCUGACUCUUGUCUCCCCCUGUUCCCCCUACUUUCAUUCAUUUUUUAAAAAAUAAUAUAAGCUACAGAAACCAGGUAAGCCCUUUAUUUCCUGAAAUGUUUUGCCAGCCACUUACCAAUUGCUAACUAUUGAAUUUCAGAAAAAUGCAUUUACUGGCAAGGAGAGGAGCAAAGUUAAGACUUGACAUCAGUCAAGCUAAGGACACCUGCUUUGGAAGCAUGUUUAUUCUGUUCCCCAGCAACUCUGGCCUCCAAAACAGGAGAAAACACUAUAACUAGUGUAUUGAAAUUGACAGCAGAUAUCACGACAGAUUUAACCUCUGCCAUGUGUUUUUUAUUUUGUUUUUUAGCAGUGCUGACUAAGCCGAAGUUUUGUAAGGUACAUAAAAUCCAAUUUAUAUGUAAACGAGCAAUAAUUUAAGUUGAGAACUUAAGUGUUUUAAUUGUAUAAUUUUUGUGAGGUAUACAUAUUGUGGAAUUGACUCAAAAAAUGAGGUACUUCAGUAUUAAAUUAGUUAUCUUCGUAGCAAUGUCUCCUAAAGGUGUUUUGUAAAGGAUAUCAAUGCCUUGAUUAGACCUAAUUUGUAGACUUAAGACUUUUUAUUUUCUAAACCUUGUGAUUCUGCUCAUAAAUCAUUUAUCUAAUCUGUAUGAUAUGCAGCCGCUGUAGGAACCAAUUCUUGAUUUUUAUAUGUUUAUAUUCUUUCUUAAUGAACCUUAGAAAGACUACAUGUUACUAAGCAGGCCACUUUUAUGGUUGUUUUUCUGCCCACUCUGGUAGGGGAAUAAUAUUUUAUUAAUUGGUGUCAGUUUCAGAUAACUGCAAUACCAAGAAACUGAUGACCUUUUUGAGCUAUUUCUCCCCAACCCCUAAUACACAUACUUUCUUAACUAAAUUUCAGAAUGAUAUCUUUUUGAUGUCUAAAAAGCAAAGCAUUUUAUAAUAUCUCAUUAGCCAGGCUUUUUAGGAACAGAGAAGUUUUUCCUUGAAAUUUGAUUAAUUGUUUAUUUGUGGCAGGGUGUAAAAUGUACAAACUACCCCUAUUUAUAUUUAUAUCUCUCUCUAUAUGCACGGAUUACAGAAAUAUAGAAAGAGAUAUAACCCAAAGAUAAAUGGUAAGUAGACAGUCUAAAAGUGUUGCUCCAUACUAAAGAAACUUCUGGAAAUUUGCAUUUCAAUACCUUUUUCCACUUUGAGAGGGAUCUCAAUACAGGGAGGUGGCCAAGGAACAGCAUUUCUCGGUGGCCACCAGUUCAUAUGUCCCCUCAAAAGGCUCUACUUUUCUCCACCAAACCAUUGGGUUGCCCAGCUGUGAUGGUAAAAGCAAGCAGAUGUGGGCCCGGAACUCCAGGACCUCAUCCAUGUGAUGAGGCUCACAUGGUGCACAGUUUAGUGUGAUCAGUUUUGAGUUAAUUUUUAGAACUAUGAGAGUUAGAAUCUGACUUUAGCUUCACACAGCACAAAAGAGAAAAUGGAGUUUAACCCGGAUUUAUUUUAAGUCCUUUUUCACUUUACCAUCCAAAAAUACCUUCCAUAUCUUUCAUUUUUUAUCCAUCUGCCCACUGUGUUUUAACAUCAAUCCAAGUUGGACAAAUCUGCAGAUCUGUGGUACUGGUAGUUCAGAAUAACUCAUGAUCAUUACUGUCAUGAAGGAAAAGAGAUUAUAAAUUCUCUUAAGGUUCAGAUCAGGUAAUGGAUUUUGUUUUACAUCUAAUUAGGAGAAGAAAUAAGUGAAGGAAUCCUCUGAUCAUAUUGAUCACUAUAGAAGCAAAAGCCAAAUCAAUUCCCUUCAUUAUCAGUAUUUCUCAUGCUGUACACAAUAAAUUUGUUAGAUUGAGUACUUGGUUUUUGUUUAAGAGAACAAAUAAUCAGUGUUUUACUUAUUACUAAAUGUGAAAAACAUAAUGUGAAAAGUAUACAUACAUUAACUUGGUUGUAAAACCCAUUUAAGUGUUCAUGUAAUGUGGUAAGUUUAAAAAGUGAAGUGAGUUGUUUUACUACAAUGAAUUCAUUUGACUCAAAGAUUAAAAUGCCCCUCCCACCACGUGUAUCUCUUAUGGCCUGUAAUAAUUGAAAGCAAUGUUUUUGCAGUUUAUAUAAUGCAAUUUUUAAUCUGUGUUUAAAAAUGGAGUUCAUAUGGGCUUAACACAUGAACUGGGUGGCACAGAUCCACUUGCAGAACCCAAAGAUACACAAUCAAUUUUGAAAUGCAACUUAAGCCAUUAAUUGUUGGUGUGAAUUUAAAAUUUUCUAGUGUUUGUAUGGUAGUAUGCUGCCUAAGAGCAAAGCAUUCUCUGCACAAAAGAAAAUUACUGUAGUGGCUUCGAUUUUAAUUAGAAUUUUUCUCCCUGGUGUUUCUUUAUAGACUAAAACAAAAUCUUUUAAGUUUCUUACUACAGGUAAAAGCUAUGUGCAAGAACCUCAAAAUGCUAAAAUCUAGCAUAAUGCCUUAGAUCUGUUUUUAAGUCUUGUAUAUUCCUACAUAGCUGUCCAAUGUAUUAUAUUUGUAUAGUGAAUUGUGUACAAUUUUUGAAUAAGUGCAUCAUCACUUAAUCUUUAUGUUAUUGAAUAGUGAUGAUGAUACAUUUCUUCAAACAUUUAACUGUCAUUUUUUUUCCUUUGUCAUUGUGGGUUUUAUUUGUACAGUUCCUCAUAAAGUUGCAUCUGAGAUGUGUGUAUAUGAAAAGAUUAUACAAGGGUAAAAUUAAGCAAUAUAUUAACUAUGGUUCUUCAGGAGAAAGCUUACAGUGUUUCAGGUUGUGGUUUAUUUUCAAAACGGAGUUGACUCUGAACAUCACUUUGUUCACCUGCAUUGAUGUUUGUAUUUCUAGUGUGAGCAGUUUAUGCAAAGGUAGAUAUAUUCAGAGAAAUUUUAAAUACAUUUAUGCAAGUUAAUAUUGCUUUGCUGAUGCUAUUUGCUUAUUUGAUGUUAAAUAAUGCUAUUGUAAAUAAAGAAUUCUGUUGUUAUUGCAUCAUUUAAUAAAUUUUAAUGCCUUCGGGUUUUACAUGGCUUUAGAGA
Molecule: messenger RNA, 8312 nt
Organism: Ictidomys tridecemlineatus (thirteen-lined ground squirrel)
Lineage: Eukaryota; Metazoa; Chordata; Mammalia; Rodentia; Sciuridae
Source: RefSeq, a predicted model, not a curated record